AUGGCCAGUAGAGAGACGCAGGAACUGAACGACAAGGUACGCUCUAAGUAUGAAAAAAUCGACAAGAUCGGUGAAGGUACCUUUGCCUCCGUAUUUCUGGCACGGGAUGCGGAAACUGGCGCCAAAGUAGCUAUCAAAAAGCUCAAAGUGGCUGCUGCUGGGACGCGUGACGGCAUUGAUAUUACGGCUAUGCGCGAGUUCAAAUUCCUCAAAGAACUUCAGCACCCUAAUAUUGUGGCCUUGCUGGAUGUAUUUUCAUCAGGAGCAUCCACACAAUCCAUUAAUCUUGUGCUUGAAUACCUCAACACAGAUCUAGAAGCUAUAAUCAAGGACCGCUCUCUACUGUUUCGAGAGAGCGAUAUCAAAAGCUGGAUGAAUAUGCUUUGUCGGGGUAUCGAAUACUGCCACAGGAAUUGGUGCCUUCAUCGCGAUUUAAAGCCUGGUAACUUGCUCGUAUCGCCUAGCGGUGAGCUCAAAAUUGCUGACUUUGGUUUGGCAAGAGAAUGCGGCGAUCCUGGUGCUCGGAUGACGUCACAGGUCGUGACACGUUGGUAUCGUGCUCCUGAGCUCUUGUUGGGCAGUCGAGCGUAUUCAGCUGCUGUUGACAUGUGGGCUGUGGGAUGCAUUUUUGCUGAACUCAUGCUUCGUACACCGUACCUACCAGGCGAAUCCGAUGCCGCUCAGCUUACCACUAUUUUCCGUGCUCUUGGUACGCCCACGAGUGCUGAUUGGCCUCAGCACCAGUCCCUUCCCCUCUACCGACCGUUUGAGCAAUUUCCCAAGCAAAACCUAUCUCUCUUAUUUACCGCUGCGUCGCCCGAAUCGCUUGACUUUUUGAGCCAAUGCCUGCGCUAUGAUCCACUUCGUCGGCUUCGCUCCUCCGAGGCGCUGCAGCACGACUACUUCCGUACAGGUGUUUUGCCUACAUCACCUGUUAACCUGCCCAGGCCCGCAUCGUCUAUACCAACUGCCACUGAAGCCAAGGAGGAAACUCUUCCUGUACCCCAAGACGCACCAACAACAGGCACCACCGCCGGCCAAAAGCGAACACUGACCGAAGAAGAGAUUGCCAAGCGUCGUCGCCUUGCACACCUAGUGGCAUUUUCAUAA
Molecule: messenger RNA, 1110 nt
Organism: Malassezia restricta
Lineage: Eukaryota; Fungi; Basidiomycota; Malasseziomycetes; Malasseziales; Malasseziaceae
Product: cyclin-dependent kinase 7
Exons: 1
Coding region: 1-1110 (369 amino acids)
Biological process (GO): protein phosphorylation; positive regulation of transcription by RNA polymerase II
Cellular component (GO): transcription factor TFIIK complex; nucleus; cytoplasm
Molecular function (GO): cyclin-dependent protein serine/threonine kinase activity; RNA polymerase II CTD heptapeptide repeat kinase activity; ATP binding
Source: RefSeq, a predicted model, not a curated record